Messenger RNA from Patiria miniata (bat star), 2256 nucleotides. Its product is annotated as monocarboxylate transporter 12-like. Gene Ontology annotation, biological process: transmembrane transport. The coding region runs from base 423 to 1733 and encodes 436 amino acids. NCBI's taxonomy places the organism in Eukaryota, Metazoa, Echinodermata, Asteroidea, Valvatida, Asterinidae. The record is from RefSeq and is a predicted model, not a curated record. Gene Ontology annotation, molecular function: monocarboxylic acid transmembrane transporter activity. The transcript has 5 exons.
CGCUGCUUAUCAACUCGUCAUUAAGAAAUGGUGCGCAGAGUGGGAGAAUGACGUCAAUGCCCCAAAGAACUCCGGUCACCUUCCGUAGUACCAGCUGGUUUCGACAGCCCCAGAAGAAGCUGGUGUACAUCGCCUAAACUGGCUCCUCACAGGCCACGGGCGUACUGGCCACAUGCCACACAAAUGGCAUAUAUGAAGCCAACACCUGAGUGUGACUGUGGAGCUGCUGGUCAGACAGCAAUUGUUUAUGAGUGCUCAAUCAGAAAACCUGACCUGGCCUGACCUGACCUCGCUCUAUUUGGUUGCUGUACAACUUCGGAAAUAAUUGUUUGUAAUACAGUCUGUAGUCCACACACAGCCACGGUCAUUGCCUGUAAUUCCACCUGAUGUAGCUGUAUCUCACGGCUUACACAGAAACAAGGAUGGUUAACGCAAAGAAUAUGCCGAGUACCACAAGAGUAGGUUGCAGCUUCGGAUGGGUUGUAGCCGCUAUAGGUUUCUCCACCGGAGCUAUUGAGCCGGGAACAUUCAAAAGUUUCGGCGUCUUCAUUUUGCCCAUUCAGGAGUCCUUGGAUUGUUCAAUUUCAGCGUUGGGAACAGCCAUAGCUGCAUCUCAUACGGCAUGCUAUGUUCUGGUUCCACUGGUCAACAUUCUAACUGAGAAGUAUGGCUCACGAAGACUCGUCAUGCUGGGAGGAAUCAUCAUGUUUCUUUCGUUCCUUGGAAUAUCGCUGGCGACUAACAUUGCUGUAUUUUCAGUAUUCAUAGUGAUUUGGGGAAUGGGUGUUUCCCUUGCCUACGUCCCUCCCAUUGCCGCAGUGAUCAAGUAUUUUCCAACCAAUGCGGCUCUACCUAUCAGUAUCACUACCACAGGAUGUGCCUUUGGGAUGAUGAUUUAUCCCCCGUUGACAGAAGCCUUGAUUGAGAUAUAUGGAUGGCGUGAAACCAUACUCAUAUUUGCAGCUUUUAAUGCAAAUAUUUGCGUUUUUGGAGCCUUGAUCAAGCCGCCGCCACCGCUGUAUGAAGCCCUUGCCACUCCACGUCAAGAGAUGAUACCAGCGCUUUCACUAUCUGGUGACAGUAAACUGAACAAUGUGAUCAACGUCUUUAAGAAAGCUGCGAAGGGCUUCAGUAAGAUUGUAUCCUUGGAUGUAUUACUACUGGAACCAAUUUUCACCAUAUAUGCUUUUGCAUGUUUUGUACUUGGCAUCAUGUAUAGCGCUUGGAUGAUUUACCUCGUUCCUCAUGCAGUGGUCAGGGGUAUUGGGAACCAGCGAGCUUCUCUUCUAUCUACAGCUGGUGGAGUUGGUAAUCUCGUUGGCAGGAUCGUAUACGGGCCAAUAUUGCACCGUGGAUACAUCAAACCGGUUCAAAUGUUCAUGCUUCUUGCUUGUGGCAAUCUUGGAGCAUUUGUUCUUGAUCCAAUCGUGUUAGAUAACUAUCCAGGAUUGGUUGGAUUAUCUUCCAUCAAUGGCCUUUGUCUCGGGGUUAUGGCCGGUAUGUUCAUACUUGUGUCCCAGCAAGUCUUGGAGGGGGAAAUAGGCGACAGGGCGUGGGGUAUAUUGUGUGUCUCCUUUGCGGUCGGGGAAUUGGCCGGUGGAGCUUUUGCCGGUUUACUCUUUGAAGCUACCGGAAGUUACGAAUUGCCCUUUCUGUUUCUGGGAGGUUUGUCGGCCUUUAUCGCUGCAGCCCUUGCAGUCGAACGGCUUUGGAAUCGCUUCUGGAGGAACUGAAGGGUUUUUUUGGUUCACUUUAGUUUCCGUGCUUUUCUUUUGUCCGUAUUUCGUUGUACAAGCAGUACAGUCACUGUGUGGACCUCUGAACAAAAUAUGUCCACACGUUGCAGGUAGCAAAUACGUUUUGUGGACUCGCCCACGUCCACACAAGGUUCCCCAGUCCCCUCUGAAAAACAGUUUUAGGGGCAUUUUGUUGUCAGUGUAUCCGUCACAAAAUGAAGAGGAACUAUCCAGGGAAAUCAAUAUAAAGCAGUUUUGGUUAAGAGAUCAGAGAUCUCGAGUGUAAUUAACAGUGCGAGUAAAAUGAUUUUCAAAGAAAUGUCCAUGCUAUAUAAGGUAAACAUGCCUGGUUGCCCCGCACGAUAAAAAUGUAGUUGCGUUGAUCCCUAAUUGUCCCAUUAAAUCCCAAAAUGUCUGAACUUUCUUGUAGGAAGUUGUCUGUCAUUCGUAAGAGUUUGGGUUGUUUGUUCCUUUUGUUCUUUUAACACAUGCUCUGAACACUAAAACUACAAGUCUAAUA